Messenger RNA from Pseudogymnoascus destructans, 2369 nucleotides. RefSeq lists its product as uncharacterized. Lineage: Eukaryota; Fungi; Ascomycota; Leotiomycetes; Thelebolales; Thelebolaceae. The transcript has 2 exons. Gene Ontology annotation, biological process: proteolysis. Bases 511 to 1863 code for a protein of 450 amino acids. The record is from RefSeq and is a predicted model, not a curated record. Gene Ontology annotation, molecular function: aspartic-type endopeptidase activity.
CGUCGCUUCCUGAAAAGAAGCAUUUGGGUGGUUUCGGCCAAGGGUGACUUCUUGUAAUACUUUCAAAGCCAUGCGUUGGGCGUGUGUUGGAGUCGUACCCAACGCGUGGAAGGGUUGUACCUCCGUCUCAGUCUCAGGAGGGUCUCGAUUUGCUCGAUGCGUCGUCAGGGGAAGGCGAUGGGGGGUUUCUACUGGGGCUCGGCACUGCUUCUCUACCCUCGUUCGCUGAUACUACUCAGGUUGCCACAAUGGGUACUGGCUGAAUCGUUUUAUCGUUUGGUCUUCAUGUGGGGUCUAAAGUAUUUGCUCUCUCUCUUUCCCACCUUCGUCUGUUCCUUUUGUUCUCAACUCGCCUUCUCUGGACCCCCUUUCCCACGGUCUUCCCCUGUCUUUCAUUUCAAUAUUGUAUAAAUUUUUGGUUGUUUUUUGUAUUCAUACUUAUCCACCUGGUGUGGUCUUUUCGUUCAUUCUCUUCAACGGUUAGCCGCGCCUAGCCAUACAACAGCCACCAUGCAUUCAAAACUCUAUAGCCUCAUCCUUGUCACCGUCUUUGCCGCCUUCGUUUUAGCCAUCCCGACGCCCUCAACAUCACGAAUCCAAAAGCGCUCGUUCAAGGUCCACCGGAAGCGAAACCCAGACUUCAAGGGAUAUGAUGGACCAACCCAGCUCAUGAAGGCGUAUCAAAAAUUUGGCAUGACUGUCCCCGAGGGACUGCACUUGUCUGUAGGGAAUCGUCAUAGGAAGGACAAUAACCAUGGCGCUGGGAGAGGAAAUGGCACCGCAACUGCAGCUGGCACUGCGGCUGGAGCUGGCACUGCGGCUGGAAAUGGCACCGCAAUUACAAAUGGAACUGUACAAGCCGCUGCCCCCCAGGUAAGCGGCGUCGGCAACGUCACCGCCACACCCGUCGAGCCCAAUGACCUCGAGUACAUAGCACCCGUUACCAUUGGUGGGCAGUUAAUCGAUAUGAACUUCGACACUGGCUCCUCGGAUCUAUGGGUGUUCAAUACGCAGUUAAGCGCACGGAGCAGCCAAGGCCACACACUCUACGACCCCACCAAGUCCCCAGACUUCAAGCUCAUCCGAGGAGCCACAUUCGAUAUCUCCUACGGCGAUGGGUCUGGCGCCGCCGGCAAUGUUGGCACCGACACCGUUGACAUUGGCGGAGCAACCGUGACGGGCCAGGCCAUUGAGAUGGCCACCAUCGUCUCCAACUCCUUCAUCCGGGAUACCAACUCCAACGGGCUCGUCGGCCUCGGCUUUUCCAAAACCAACACCGUAAAGCCGCAAAAACAGAAAACCUUCUUCGACAACGCCAUGGGCACCCUCGCGCAGCCGGUCUUCACCGCCGACCUUCGCCAGGACGCCGUCGGCGCCUAUGAGUUCGGCAAGAUCGACACCGCGCGCUUCACCGGCGACCUGACAUGGGCGCCUAUCGACUCCUCGCACGGAUUCUGGGAGUUCAAGUCGACUAAGUUCAGUGUUGGGAACGGGGAGGUGCUUAACGCUAUUGGCGGGACUGCAAUUGCGGAUACGGGCACCACGCUGAUGCUCGUCAACGCCGCUAUCGUCAACGCGUACUACAGCCAGGUCGCCGGCGCUGUGAACAACGCGCAGGUGGGCGGGAUCACGUUCCCGUGUAACUCGGUGCUGCCGGAUCUGAAUAUCGAUGUUGGCGGGACGUACACGGCGACCAUCCAGGGCAAGUUCAUCAACUUCGCCCAGGUGAACGUGGAUACUUGCUUUGGCGGUGUUCAGCGCACGACUGGUCAUCUCCAGAUCUACGGUGAUAUCUUUUUCAAGUCGCAGUUUGUCGUCUUCAACGGCGGGAACAACACGAUCGGCCUCGCGCCGCAUGCUUAAGAGUGUAGAAUUGAAGAGAUCAAGCAAUGUUUUAGAAUCUGUACUGCAUUUUUGGACGUGGUGGCGAUUUAUUGUCGAGGGUCGCUUUGGGGAACGUUGAAUUAGUGGUGGAGUGGGGAGCGAGCCGGCCGUUCCGAGAUGAGGUCCUGGAUCUGUCCUACCUUAUGUUGAGCCUGGAUGCUACAAAAUGGCUGAUCUAUAUAUCAUGAAUCAUAAAGGCACAAGUUUGAAGUCUGCCUUCGUUGGAAUAUAAUUUUUCUAUGGCACUAAGUGAACGAAAACUUACCGCUACAGACAUCAGCUCAAUCGUUUAUGGAAAAGCGGAUACUGCCGAGUAGGAGAGGAAGAAUAAGACUGUAACGAUGCAAGCAAUACUUAACCCGGCCAGCCAUCAUAUAGUCUGCGAUUUUGUUUCCCGGAUACGCUGCUGCCGCAUGCUCUUGCUGUGAUUUAAAGUUAAAACGUGGAUUAUGGACGUCUUUACUGGUGGGCUGCGCCAACUCACG